Sceloporus undulatus (fence lizard) is the source of this 1125-nucleotide messenger RNA. RefSeq names its product 2'-5'-oligoadenylate synthase-like protein 2. Lineage: Eukaryota; Metazoa; Chordata; Lepidosauria; Squamata; Phrynosomatidae. The record is from RefSeq and is a predicted model, not a curated record. Gene Ontology annotation, biological process: regulation of ribonuclease activity; defense response to virus; negative regulation of viral genome replication. Gene Ontology annotation, molecular function: 2'-5'-oligoadenylate synthetase activity; double-stranded RNA binding. Gene Ontology annotation, cellular component: membrane; nucleoplasm; cytosol.
AUAGGGCUAAGCAGAGGAGAGAUUUGGCACUUCAGCAGCAACAGAGGAUCAGGAGUGCCAGAGACCAGGGAUGGAACUGUUGUUGUACCAAACCCCCUCCAACAAACUCGAUGCCUACAUCACCGACCACCUCCUGCCCAGCAGAGAGUUCCAGGAGAAUGUCCAGGAUGCUGUCCACCGGAUCUGCUCUUUCCUGAAGGAGAGGUGCUCCAUGGAUGCCAGGGUGAUCAAGACCAUCAAGGGAGGCUCUGCGGGAAAAGGGACAACUUUAGACGACAACUCAGAUGCUGACCUGGUUAUCUUCCUCAGCUGCUUCUCCAGCUACCAGGAUCAGGCACAGAAACGUGCCUCUGUGAUCAGUACCAUUGAGAAGAAUCUGCUCCAGUGCUGUGAGAGUCUAGCCUUCAAAAUUGAUAUCCUGCCCCCACGGAUAAAAGGUGAAAUGACAUUCUCUCUCUCUCUCUCUCUCACCAUGCAAUCAAGGAAGAAGAAGGAAGCUGUUGAGGUGGACAUUCUUCCAGCAUUUGAUGUUUUAGGACAGAUAACUCUGUCCUUCACACUCCAGGAAAGAUACAAGCCACCUCCUAAAGUCUAUAUAGAUCUCAUCCACGCAGGCGGAAAGCCUGGUGAGUUCAAUACUUCUUUCACAGAGCUGCAGAGGAAUUUUGUGAAGCACUGCCCAGCUAAAGUCAAGGGUCUGCUGCGUCUAGUCAAACACUGGUACAAGGACUACAAGAAGGGCCUGAGAGAGAGAGAUCCAUCAGUAUCCCUUCCACCCAAGUUUGCCUUGGAACUGCUGGCCAUCUAUGCUUGGGAAGAAGGGACUGGUCGAAAAGAGCAGUUCAACACAGCAGAAGGGUUUUGCACAGUGAUGAAACUCCUGGUUCAGUAUGAAGAGCUCUGCAUCUAUUAGACAGAGUACUACAGCCUCGAGGAGCCCACAAUAGGGGCACAUGUAAAAGAACACCUGGUGGGACAACAAGUCCUGUGAUCAUGGAUCCAGCAGAUCCAACUGCAAAUGUUGCCCAGGGGAGAGGUUGGUAUUGGUUGUCUAAAGAAGCAUCCUCCCGCCUAAACAACCCGUGCUGCAUAAAAGACAGUGUGCCUGUGACCUCCUGGAAUGUG